Myzus persicae (green peach aphid) is the source of this 562-nucleotide messenger RNA. RefSeq names its product 52 kDa repressor of the inhibitor of the protein kinase-like. Gene Ontology annotation, molecular function: protein dimerization activity. The record is from RefSeq and is a predicted model, not a curated record. NCBI's taxonomy places the organism in Eukaryota, Metazoa, Arthropoda, Insecta, Hemiptera, Aphididae. Bases 83 to 559 code for a protein of 158 amino acids. The transcript has 2 exons.
CGCAGAACAGUCCAACAAUUAUUUAAGCGAUGAUGAUUCGGAUAAAAAAGAAUAUUGGAAAUUAAACGCCUUCUAUGUCAUCAUGGACUCAAUUAUUUGCAGUAUGAAAAUACGAUUUUCUGAAAAAAGUUUAUGCCUUGCUACUUCUGCUGAUAGACUAAUGCAAUUUGAUUAUGAAGGAAGCUCAUUCCUGGUUGAACAUUAUAAGGAUAUAUUAAACAUUAACGAAAAAAAUUUAAAAAGCGAAAUGUUGGUGUUCAAAAAUAUUAUUGGUGAUAAUAUAAAGGACUUCAAUUUUAUAAAAGAAAAUUUGAAUAAAAAAGUGUUUCCAAAUUUAUAUUUAAUGGUACAAGUAGCCAUUACUUUGCCGAUUUCAUCCGCCACAUCAGAACGCUCUUUUUCAGCUAUGAGGAGGAUAAACACAUAUUUACGGUCCACAAUGAACCAAGAUCGGUUUAGUAACCUAUCAAUACUCCAUAUUGAAAAAGACAUUGAGAUUCCAAUUGAACAAAUAUUAAAAAUAUUUAUUGAUAAAAAUAAAAGAAAAAUGAAACUUUGAAUA